CGCCCCCGCCGCCACCACAGGGCGCGCUUAGGCAAAGUCUAGCCGCCGGCGGCCGUGGGCCUCUUCGUCCCUUGGCGUGUGGCGCGGGUGCAGGUCGCCGCCACGGGCCAGGGCUCCGCGAUUGGUGGGUUGCGGCGGUGCUCCGAGUGCCCUCCCGGCGACGACAUUAGGUGGCAUCCGUGGUGCAUCGGGCUGCUUGCUGGAGGGGCAUGCUUGCCGCCACUUGCGACCAAAUCUGGCGCGGGGUGUAUUUGGCGGCGCGUGGCCGGCGGCCGCUGUGGGUCUUGGACGGUGGUGGCGGUUGGUCGUUGUCGGGGGUUGGGUGUGACAUAUGCCAAUGGAUGGCUUAUCAUGGUGGGAGCGAGUAGAACGUCGCCGGUGCCUGGAAGCGGGAUGAGGCGUAGACACGAACGCCGACGUACUUUACCCAGGUUCGGGACUCUCCCAGGAGAUAACACCCCUAGUCCUGCUCUGCGGGGUCUUCGCAUGAUCACUAAGGCGCAAGUGGUACAAUGGUGCUCCUUGAGCUGUUUGCUAGAGGUGGAAGAAGGCAGGCACGCUCUCUCCUCCUUUAGGUAUGAGUCUAGUCCUAACAGAUCCGAACCCUUUGCAUGGGUUCCCUGGGGGGGGGGGGUUAUAUAGGCCUACCCCCAGGGGUACAAUGGUAAUCCGGCCGGGCGUAGGGCCCGGCUGUCAGUCUCUCUGGUCGUUGGCUUCUCCGUCGGCUGCUGGGGCCCGCCGGCUGGUCUGGUAUGGAGCCGACAGGCCGCCUCCGCCGCUCGCGGGUCUUGCUGGCUACGGAUUACUGUAGCCGUGUUGCUAAUGACGCGUGUUUGGUCAAGGAGGCGUGGCUACAGUGCUGCCUCCUGGUGGGAGAUCACUGUAGCCACUCUGCAUCUGGUCUGGUUAAUGGCGCGUAGGUCCCCGAGGAAGGGUCAGGCCGGCUGCUGGGAGCCGACCUCCCUCGGAUCCGACUGGUGUGUCCCCAGCCGUCUUCCGGGCUCUCGCUGACCGGCAGGGCCCACCAUCCUCGGGCUGUACCGACAGGAGGUAGUGGGGACAGUACUUCUCCUGACAGGAGUGACGUCAAGGGCAGAGUGGCAACAGUGCCGCGCCGGGCGGAGAUCUCCGCUUGUACGAGGCACUGUGGCCACGCCCGGCCCUGGAUUCGCGGGGGGGGGGGGGGGGGGCACCGUCGUCGCGGGGGUGCCGGCUCAGUGCGGCGCCUUCAUCGCUUUGCGGAGGCCGGGGGGCGACAAUCCAUUUCCUCCGAUCACGCUAAUCCAGUCGGUGAAUAUGUGGCAGCAGUCGUACUUCUACGUGAAGAGCAUCUUCGCGGAGGAUGACUGGGUCAACCUGCCAGCUUAUGUUGCCGGCCCGCCGGCCGGGAGAUGGCCUAACUGGUCGUACCGGGCCAAGACACUAUCGCCUUCUGGAGCCGCCGCCAUCGCGCGGCUUCGGGUGCUGGUACAGUCGGAGGGUCUGACCGGGCCCGACUUGCUGUCCGCCUUCGUGGCGCGCCGGGUGCUCCCGCUCCAGGGCCGUCCUCACAUGAUCUGUCAGAUGAGCGGGCAUCGGGACCCAAGCCGGCUGUGCACCAAAGAGAUGCCUCACACAGAGGUAGCUCAUAUGGUGAACUACCCCGCGAACUGCAAGCUCACGGAAGAGUGGCGGUUCGGCAAGGAGCCGUAUUCUCACGCCAACCCCCCGCCUAUGAGCGCCCUCCUCCAGCCGGCAGCCGGCGCCGCGGGGCCGGAGCGUCAAUUUAUCCCCGACCGAGCGGAGAGCGACGUGGAUGACCCCGACUUGGGGGCAGCAGCCUUGGAGGACGACGCCGAGGGAGGGGGCGGCGCAGUGGGCGGCUCGGGGCUCGGAGCCAGCUUCGAGGACUGGCCAGACGAUGACGUGGGGGAAGUCGUCCCGCGCCGCCAAUCGGGGUCCGACCAGCAGGGCGCGAGCUUGUCUGCCGCGUCGGCAGCUCGAGGUGGUGCGCAUAAGCGCAGGGCCGCACCGAGCCUGUUCGGCAGCCUGCCCAAGAAGCCCAGGGGCUCGGCCACGACGACCAAGCGGGAUGAAGCAGCCGCGAAAGCCAAUCGCUUCCGCAAGUCUGUGAAGGAGCCGCAGCUGGUUUCCGCAGCCCCGCUCUCUCUUGAGAAGUCGGCCGCCGCCUCCAUCAUGGGGUCGGCGGAGACUUCCACCACCACCCGGCGGAUCGAACCGGCCACCGACCUCUGGGAGACGACGGAGCGGAACGCCACCUGCCUGGAGAAGGCGGAAGCAGACAGGGCGGAAGCCGCCGCCCUGAAGAAGCUGGCGGAGGCCGAAGCCACCACUGUGCUGAAGAAGCAGGCUGAGGAAGCCGCGCGCCGUCAGUCGGCAGUGUUUGUUGUCCCCCUGAACUCUGCGCCGCCGCCGCCGGAGUUCGUGGCGCAGACUGGGGAAGCCGGCGGCGAGCACCCUAUGAUGGAAAGGGACAACGGCGACGUCGCCAUGCCGGAUGUGAUCGUGCCCCCGCCACCUCCUUUUGAGGAGGCGCGAGACAAGCAGCCGGCCGACCCGCCGGCGCCACCAGCCGGAAACUUGAUGGUGACGGGCCCGACUCUCGGGGUCCGCACACCCUUACGCCGCCGGCUCGCGAAGGCAGCCUCGGCGCCGCGCCCACUAGAGGCCGGCACCGCAAGCUCCUCGAUCCCGGACAUCGAGGCGACCAGCGCCGCGCCCACUGGGUGGGUGCGGGGAGGCAGGAUGGGCCCUCUGAACAAGGCGAUUCUGGACGUUCAAGCCAAACUCCGCGCCGAGGCUGACGCUCUCAAGCUCUGCAACAAGGCGUUCCUGGAGUCGCGAGAGGCCGUCCGGGAUUAUCAUAACCUCCUUGCGGCCGCCUUCAACUCCAGAGUUCAGGAGUUGGAUCAACGUGCCACCGACUUGUCGGAGAGCCGGAAGGUCAAUGCCACCCUUCAACGGCAACUGGGCGAAGCCAACACCACGCUUCAUGCCAAGGAGGUGGACUGCGGCAAGCUGGCCGAAGAGCGCGAUCGGCUGGUCGCGCGACUGGCGGAGCAGGCGGAGCUUCUCCAAAGGGCCCAGAAGGAGGCGGAGGACAAGGAGGCGGGUCUUCUUGCUGAGUUCGAGAUCGAACGCUCCGCCUGGACCGACAAGGAGGCGAUGCUGUCGGCCGGCUUUGGCGAGAUCGAGGACAUGGCCGACGACUUCUUCCCAGGUCAUUUUGGUGCCGCCAACCAGGCUAUCGGGGCCGACCGCGAUGGACGAAGGGUAGAAGGCGAGGAGAUCGCCGCCAAUGCCCCUCGCACUCUUCGCGAGCAACUUCUCAGCAUCCAGUCUCGUCUUCGGUCGAUUCAUCGGAUGCUGCACCGCCUUCAGCGUGUCGGCGCCCAGGCGAUCGCCGCCCUGUGGCCCGACAUGCCGGCCCCGCGCACCCCCAGCCGGACUGCCGACUGGCUGGAGGUGGCGGCUGGCUGUCUUGAGGCGUGGAAGGGCUCCUUGGCCCGGGCCGAAGCACGCCCGACCUUAGAGUUCGUCAAGGCGUGGUACCCCGGGCUAAAUCUAGCCCAGUUGACCACGUUCCGACAGGAAGCCCAGGAGGAGCUGGUGGCAGUGGAGGGCGAACUCGUCAAGCGGGCGACAACCAUCGCCGAGUACACCGACACCGGCAUCUUCAUCCCGGAGCUGGCCGAGAACGGCGCCGAGGCGCUGCCAGAGUGGUUUGGGCUGAACCUGGAGGAGGACGAGGACUCGGCCGAGGUGAUCGACUCCAGCGACGAGGGAGAGGACGACGAGGAGGAGGGCGAAGAGGAGGUGCCAGAGGUCGGAGCGGACGGCCAACCUCAACUCGACCGCGCCUCCAGCAACGAGCCAUGUCCAAGCGAGCCGGCUGCUGCUGAAGGAGACCAAGUGGAGACCGACCAGCUGGCCGCUCGACCAGCUGGCGCUACCAACUCCACCAUUCCGCCGAACCCGCCUGCUGCUUCCUAGGCUGCCACUUUACUUUUGUUUCUUCCUGCUUAUUAGUCUCAACAAACUUUGUUAACUUCGCACAGUUCCACCCGUGGGGUGUAUUUCAAACUUAUGUUGGAUGUCGGCUAA
Triticum urartu is the source of this 4104-nucleotide messenger RNA. RefSeq lists its product as uncharacterized. NCBI's taxonomy places the organism in Eukaryota, Viridiplantae, Streptophyta, Magnoliopsida, Poales, Poaceae. The record is from RefSeq and is a predicted model, not a curated record.